Messenger RNA from Penicillium canescens, 1359 nucleotides. RefSeq names its product Rieske [2Fe-2S] domain protein. Lineage: Eukaryota; Fungi; Ascomycota; Eurotiomycetes; Eurotiales; Aspergillaceae. The coding region runs from base 1 to 1359 and encodes 452 amino acids. The transcript has a single exon. The record is from RefSeq and is a predicted model, not a curated record. Gene Ontology annotation, molecular function: 2 iron, 2 sulfur cluster binding.
AUGUGGAUCAAUUGCGGGCAAUUAUCCGAUUUCACACAGGCGCGCUAUGUGAUCCGCCUAACGACAGGCAAGAAACUAGUACUAUUCCGCCUGCCAACUAUCGACCCAUCAAACCCGAAAGUCAACGAGACAAAUGACGGCUGGUCCUAUUAUGCCAUGGAAGCCGAGUGCCCGCACGCCGGUGGGCCCAUGGCCGAUUCCCAAGUCGACAUUGAAGACUCGGCAUAUGUCGCGUCGUGCCCGUGGCACGCGUACGAUUUCAACGUAGAAACUGGCGAAUCGAGCGUCGGGAUCAAAGCUUGCACGUUCCCGGUUGAUGUGAGCGGCGAGUUUGUUGCGUUGGAUUUCCCCGUUGAGGAUGGUGCUAGUGUUGGUUUGGCUAAGGUUGAGCCAGUUAGUGAGAAGGUCAAGUUGAAGCAUGCGCGGCCUUCGGAUUCACCUGCUAUUGUUUCUGCUGCUGCUGCUACUACACCCAAAGACCCGGGCAUGGCGAAAUACCUCGACGACGAUGCCACGCUGUGCGAUUGGGCGGCGCAUGUGCUUAAUACCGCCAAUCCCGAGCACAAGAUCGAGCUGACGACGCAUCUGUUCGCUAUUUUCACUGCGAGAGAAGCCUCGGACUCGCCGAUGCCGCUUGGCAGAGGAACAGUACUCCCUCCAGAUGAACCACCACGGGAGGACCUGCAGACCGUCAACCCGGGUGCGAUGCCAAAGGCCGGAAGGGGCGGGACAUUGAAGAGCCGCAUUGCGAUGCUGCACGCGCUAGCCAACAUCGAACUCUGGGCGAUCGACCUAGCAAUCGACAUCUGUAUUCGAUUUGCGACAUUCCAAACAGAAGGCACAUCACAAGAACUGCCACGCACAUUCUUCCACGACUGGUUGAAAGUCGCCAGUGAUGAAGCGAAGCACUUUUCUCUCCUUCGCACUAGACUCGAAGAACUUGGCUCCGGCUUUGGUUCGCUGCCUGUGCAUCACAGUCUCUGGAUCUCAGCGACGGAAACAGCGUACGAUCUCCGCGCAAGAAUCAGUAUCAUCGCUCUUGUCCACGAAGCUCGCGGUCUUGAUGUCAAUCCUAUGACCAUUGAGAAGUUCCGUAAAGCUGGUGAUGCGGAUAGUGUGCAGUCACUGGAGGUCAUCCAUAAUGACGAGAUUACGCAUGUUACAACUGGUCAUCGGUGGUUGACGUGGAUCUGUGCCCAAGAGGGAACGGACCCUGUUCAGGUUUUCCGGUCGAAUGUGCAGAAGCAUUUCCGCGGGCCGAUCCGUGGGCCAUUUAAUGAGGAGGCUCGCCUGCAGGCUGGUAUGGAUAAGCGGUAUUAUGAGAAUCCGCAUAUCGCAGGUGAGGUGAUUGCGGCUUGA